Ostrinia nubilalis (European corn borer) is the source of this 1058-nucleotide messenger RNA. RefSeq lists its product as uncharacterized. The record is from RefSeq and is a predicted model, not a curated record. Gene Ontology annotation, molecular function: DNA binding. NCBI's taxonomy places the organism in Eukaryota, Metazoa, Arthropoda, Insecta, Lepidoptera, Crambidae. The coding region runs from base 42 to 881 and encodes 279 amino acids. The transcript has 2 exons.
UUGCACGGGCGACGCACGUACUCUUAUUUUACCACGCAACUAUGGAUGCGUUAUUCAUUGAGUGCGUUAAAGAGUAUCCCUGCAUAUGGGACACGAGCCUGCCGUUGUACAGACUGCUGGGAGUGAAGGAAGCAGCUUGGAAAGAAAUUACAGAGAAAACAAACAUGAAGAGUGUUGCAGCGGCAAAGAAUAAAUGGAAAAAUAUGCGAGACACGCACCGUGAGUCAGUGAAGAAAUUUAACAAGAAUAAAAGGAACGAAACACUAAAGCACGUGCGAAGGUGGAAGUACUUUGAUCAAAUGAAUUUCUUGCUUCCACAUAUGAGUACGUACAUAGAUGUCACACCACCCCACGAUCCGUCGCUAAGUCAGGAGGAUACAUCCAAUACAGGCAGUACAGACCAAGAUUCGACACCGCUGUCAAAUAUAAAUACUGAUGACACAGAGUCCACACUACUAAUGGAGGAUGAACCGGCACCGAUACAAGUACCACAACCACAGAUAACAAACGUACGGAGGGUGAACGAAGUAGUUGCAUCAGGUGAUGCAUUGAAAGUAUUUUUUGAUUCGAUGUACCAAAGCACAAGGCGAAUGCCCCAGCAUUAUCAGAGAGAGAUAAAACGAAAGUUGUUUAAUUUGGUAAUGGAAUAUGAAGACGCUCUUGACAACACAAAUGUUUCACAAUCAGGUGUCUACCGAAACAAUCAUGCUGCUGAUCAGACAAAUUACUCUGAUAAAGAAGCUUCUGUGGGUCCUGAACCCACCAGUUCUGGACUGCAGAGAAUUGUAUUCGAAGAAGAUACUAACGCAGAAGACGAAGAAAACCAAGAUGUAAAGCCUAUCUUGGAGUUCUCUAUAAGUGAUGAUGAAGAUUUUGACUAAAUUUUUGUUGGUCCAAGACAGUGAUUAAUUUAUGAAAAACUUACCUUAACGUCAAGGCAAAAAAACCUUUCUUGUACAAAUAGCUCCUCUGUAAUUUUAGAUUAACUUCCGCGUAUUCCUCUGUAAUUUGUAGUUGAACCUGUAAUUAUAACUAAUUAAAUGUAUUUUACUUUUAAA